Molecule: messenger RNA, 1648 nt
Organism: Acomys russatus (golden spiny mouse)
Lineage: Eukaryota; Metazoa; Chordata; Mammalia; Rodentia; Muridae
Gene: Slc31a2
Product: solute carrier family 31 member 2
Exons: 4
Coding region: 129-560 (143 amino acids)
Biological process (GO): copper ion transmembrane transport
Cellular component (GO): membrane
Molecular function (GO): copper ion transmembrane transporter activity
Source: RefSeq, a predicted model, not a curated record
AGCUCGCCGGGGCCACGUGAUCCACGCGGCCAGGGCGCGGUAGCAGCUGCAAUCGGAGUCGAAUCCCGAGCAAGUCCAGAGCCGCGAGCGGACCGACGCCUCCCGGCUGGCCGCUUAGAGCGCGCACCAUGGCGAUGCAUUUCAUCUUUUCAGAUGAGGCUGUGCUUCUCUUUGAUUUCUGGAGAGUCCACAGUCCUACAGGCAUGGCCCUGUCAGUGCUGGUUGUCCUGCUUCUGGCUGUACUGUAUGAAGGCAUCAAAGUUGGCAAAGCCAGGCUGCUCCACAAGACUCUGGAGAGCCUGCCCUCUACCAGCAGCCAGCAGCUCAUCUUGGAACCAGACCAGGACUCUAGAGGCUCCGAAUCAACUCCAGCCAAUAGGACCCCCCUCAGGUGGUUUUUGUGUUACUUUGGCCAGACCCUGGUCCAUGUCAUUCAGGUGGUCAUUGGCUACUUUGUGAUGCUGGCUGUAAUGUCCUACAACACCUGGAUCUUCCUCGGUGUGGUCCUGGGCUCGGCUGUGGGCUACUACCUAACCUACCCACUCCUCAACAUGACUUAGUGGGCCAGAGCUGCACAGUGCUGAGGGCUGGAGAGAGCUGGGGCCUGUUCCAGGCACUGUACUACCAGCUGAUUUUUUUUAUGAUGGCCAUUGCUCACCUCUUUCCCAGUUUCUGACAGCUUUGAGAUGAAGCCAGCAGAUGGCCCUUGGAGCAGAGAGGUCAUUGAAGCUACCUCCUUCCCCAGCCUAUACAGAGCCCAGGCCUCCUGUGGUGCCUUAAGCAAGCAGCUGUGACCAAAAGGAACAUGGAGAGACUGGAACCUGGAGGCAGGAUGGCCAGGCCUGUGACCACAGAUAUUUGACUGCAAAUUAAGUUUUCCAAAGAGCUUCAGUGAUGGAGGCCAUGGAACCUGGAUACCCUCUUCUGCUUUGUGCCUUAAUGUCAGAGACAUCGUCAGUCUUUAGGGACGGACCAUACCAGCUCCUUGUUCUCACCUUUUUGCCUCGGAACACAUGAAGAUUGUCAUUUUGAACUCCUGGCUGGCAAUUUUGCACAUUCAUACAAAACAAAGUUUCUAACGAACUUAUUGUAUUCAUGAUGGAUGGCAGUAUCUCUUAAGACCUGUCUCCCCUUCUCGAGAGAAGACUGCUGCUGAUUAAAGGUAGAGAGCCGGGACUGUUACUGAGUGUGUGGACUUGUCCGCUGUGCAGAUGAGCCUUCCCAUCUGACAGCACUGCCUGCCGCAGGUUAGUAGUCAGGGCUUUGCCUGGUCCUCUCGUGCACACCACAGAGAACAGCAUUUACUAACGGAGCCGACUGCCCCUUCUUUUUUACUUACACUAACUCCUAAUGAUCUGGUAGGGAAACAUGAGUCAGUCACUGAAGUACUGAUUCUGCAGGAGUGUGCUGGGGGCUGGGUACUGACUGAGGGUGCAAUAUACAAUCAAACCAAAGCCAGGUCAUUUUAGGAGUUAAGUGGACUCCAGAUAUUUGAGCCUUUUCACUUUAUAGGGAAAAGUUAAACAGGAAUGGGAACACACGUCUGUAAUUCCCAGUGCUGAGAAGGCUAGGUGAUUGUGGGUUUGAGGGCAGCCUGGGCUACAUAGAGCAUUCUAGGGUUGCCUAGGAUUCACAGUAAAACACGUAU